Molecule: messenger RNA, 4275 nt
Organism: Syngnathus acus (greater pipefish)
Lineage: Eukaryota; Metazoa; Chordata; Actinopteri; Syngnathiformes; Syngnathidae
Product: aminopeptidase N-like
Exons: 21
Coding region: 297-3185 (962 amino acids)
Biological process (GO): peptide catabolic process; proteolysis
Cellular component (GO): cytoplasm
Molecular function (GO): peptide binding; zinc ion binding; metalloaminopeptidase activity
Source: RefSeq, a predicted model, not a curated record
CCUCAUCAAUAAAGCCCGGUCCAAGCUGCACAUGGUCACCCUGCUCCAUUCCGCACGUUUUGUAACCUCCCCAACUCAAAUAUGGGAAGUCAUCCCCUCUCAGAAAACCUGCGGUAGCUCUCACCGGCUCCACCCUUGCAGACUGUUUCACAUCAGCCGGAGCUCAUUCCAGAUCUUGCAGGCAAGCAGUGGACAUACUCCGAGAGCCGCUGGUAUUAUGAACCCACCUUGAACUCAAGAACGCCGUUACUAAAUUGAAACAAAGCCUCACACGUCCAUUGACGUCCUUCCUGGUCAUGGGGAAGGUCUACUACAUCAGUAAGAACGUGGGACUUGGACUACUCGUGUUAGCUAUCAGCGCUCUGGUGAUCAUUUUAGCUCUGUCUAUCGCCUACGACAAGGAGAAGGCCAAGAAUCGAAAGGCCGAAGACCAAGCGGCGGUCAACACCGACACCCCCAAUCCAACCCCCGUAGGGUCAAAAGAUCCGUGGGACCAGUACAGACUUCCUUCCGCCCUGGUCCCUACCACCUACAAUGUGACGCUGUGGCCUCGACUGAAACCCGACGCAAACGGCCUCUACGUCUUCACGGGACUCUCGGAUGUGGUCUUCACCUGCAUCCAGGCUACAGACCUGGUCGUCAUCCACGCCAGCAAGCUCAACUUCACCACCUUCAAUGGGCACCACGCCUCGCUGCGCGACCUAUCAGGCGCCUGGAUGCCGGCCAUCCGGAAGUCUUGGUUGGUGGCAGAGACAGAGUACCUGGUCCUGGAACUCAGCGGCAGACUCACCAAAGGGGCAUUCUACGUCUUGCACACCGAGUUCCAGGGAGACUUGUCAGACAGCCUAGAAGGAUUCUACAGGAGCGAAUACGUGGAGGACGGCGUGAAGAAAGUGGUCGCUACUUCUCAGAUGCAAGCCACGUAUGCCCGCAAAGCCUUCCCGUGCUUCGAUGAACCCGCCAUGAAAGCCGUCUUCAACGUCACCAUCAUCCAUGACCGGGACAAAGCGGCUCUGUCCAACGCCCGAGAAUUAGACGCCAGGAAUGAGGUCAUGGAUGGCGCCGAGGUCCGAAUUACAAGGUUCGAGCCCACAGCAAAGAUGUCCACCUAUCUGCUGGCCUUUAUUGUCAGCGACUUCUCCUACAUUGGGUCUACCCAAGAAAAUGGCGUACAGGUGCGGGUAUGGGCUCGAACAAAGGCCAUUGACGACGGACAUGGAGACUAUGCUCUCAGCGUGACUGGGCAAAUUCUUCAGUUCUAUGAAAACUACUACAACACAGCCUACCCGCUUCCCAAGUCGGAUCAGGUGGCUUUGCCUGACUUCCACGCCGGUGCCAUGGAGAACUGGGGCCUGAUCACCUACAGGGAGACGGCUCUACUCUACGACCCGGAGAAAUCGUCGCCGGGGAACAAACAACGAGUGGCCUCCGUCAUCGCACACGAGCUGGCGCACAUGUGGUUCGGCAACCUGGUGACCAUGCGCUGGUGGAACGAUCUGUGGCUCAAUGAGGGCUUCGCGUCAUAUGUGGAGUACCUGGGAGCGGACUAUGCCGAGCCAUCGUGGAACAUUAAAGACCAAAUGGUUCUGGAUGACGUCCUGCGGGUGUUCAGUCUGGACGCCCUGGCCACCUCUCAUCCGCUUUCCUGGAAAGAAGACGAGGUGAACACACCCGCUCAGAUCGGCGGGAUUUUCAACACCAUCUCCUACAGCAAGGGGGCGGCGGUGCUCAGGAUGCUGUCCGGGUUUUUGGGUGAACCGGUGUUUACCAAGGGACUCAGUUCUUACCUCAACGCGUUCGCCUUCAAAUCCACCGUGUACAAUGACUUGUGGGAACACCUCCAAAAGGCGGUGGAGGACACCCCAGGCUUGCGUAUCCCACACACGGUCCACGACAUCAUGAACCGCUGGAUUCUCCAGAUGGGCUUCCCAGUGGUAACCAUCGACACCAAGACCGGACGUGUCACCCAGAAGCACUUCCUGUUGGAUCCAGAAUCGGUGGUGGACAGGCCCUCACAGUUCAAUUAUAGGUGGUUUGUGCCCAUUAAAUGGAUGAAGACAGGUGUUGAGCAGCAACAGUACUGGCUUCUCCACGAGACCGACAGCAACCCUCAAAUGAGCGCCUCGGGAUCCAACUGGGUGCUGGCCAACACCAACAUGUCAGGGUACUUCAGGAUCAACUACGACACGGACAACUGGAAUCGCCUAAUCGCCGUCCUGGAAGCAAACCACCUGAACAUUCCAAUCAUAAAUCGAGCUCAGAUCAUUGACGACGCCUUCAACCUGGCACAAGCCAAAAUGGUAAACGUUACACUGGCCUUGAGUACUACCAAGUACUUGUCCAAGGAGACGGAAUACAUCCCGUGGCAGUCCGCGUUGGGGAACCUCUACUUCUAUUUCCUCAUGUUCGAACGCACCGAAGUCUACGGACCCUUACAGGCGUACACCAGGAAGCUCAUCCAACCUCUUUUUGGAUAUUUUGCGAGGAUUACGAACAAUUGGACGACAGUACCUGAAAGAAUUACCGACCAGUACAAUCAGAGGAACGCCAUUGCGAUGGCUUGCGUGGUGGGCAUGCCGGCCUGCAGGGACCUCAUCAGAAGUUGGUUCAAACGCUGGAUGGAGGACCCGGAACAAAACGUGAUUCAUCCCAACUUGAAAGGCUCCAUGUAUUGUCUUGGCGUGGAACUGGGUGGGGCGGAUGAGUGGGACUUUGUCUGGAGGAUGCUCGAGAACGCCACGCUGGCGUCCGAAGCCUCCAGGCUCAGGUCGGCCUUGUCUUGCACCAAAGUGCCCUGGCUGCUCAACAGAUAUCUGGAGUACACUUUGGACCCGACAAAGAUCCGCAAGCAGGAUGCCACGUCCACCAUCACGAGUGUGGCUAACAACGUGGUGGGAAUGCCUCUAGCCUGGAAUUUUGUCAGAGCACAUUGGAAGCACCUUUUCCAAGAAUACGGAAAAGGAUCGUUUGGCUUCUCCUCGCUCAUCCGCGGAAUCACCAUGCGCUUCUCCACAGAGUUUGAGCUGAAGGAGCUAAAGAGAUUCCAAGAGGACAAUAAGGAGAUAGGCUUUGGCUCAGGCACCCUGGCACUGGAGCAGGCCAUGGAGAGGACGUCUGCCCAGAUUAAAUGGGUGACAGAGAACAAAGGCCUAAUUCUGGACUGGUUCUCUGCGGAAACAGUGUGAAAGGGGGCGGGUGGGGUGUCAGGAAUCAUCUUAAUAAGCUUUAUCUCUGCACUGUGUUGUUAAAGCACGCAGCCAUUUUGUCUGUGUGUGUGCUUAAAAUGACCGCUUUCUAGGAGGUUAGAACAGCUCUUGGUGCAAACACAUCCAUUAUGAUGCCAAAAAUGCAUCUAAAAGUCUCUUGAUAAUAUUGUGCAAUUUUUUUUUAAUCCAUGGUCUAGUAUUUAGAAAAGUGAAAAAGCAAGAAUAUUACAGAGUAGGCCUAAUAAUGUUUUUUUUUUUUUUUUUUUUUUUAAAUAUUGGAUAACUGCACACUGUGGCAAUAUGGUGAUACUACAGUCUGUAUACGCUCUUAAAAUUGCUAGGUCAAAAACAACCCAAUGUGGGUGGAAAAUUGGGCCGACCGUUUUGCACAACACAACACAUUUUGUAUGUAAAAAAAGCAACAACAAAAUUAUUUUUUAAACAACCUAAAGUUGGGUCAAACUGACCUAAUUUUCUGGGUCAGUCCUAUUUUAAUACAGCAUCUCAAAAGUUUUUAUUUUUUUUACUCCAGUAAUACAUUUUGUCCGUUUUUCAAUAAAGUGCCUAAAAAAGUAAUGACACAGAGCACAUCAUUUUGGAGUCUGAAAUUUCCCACCUUUUACGAACGCAGCAUUGCUUUUUAUGGACUUUGUUGAUGUAUAGAAGCUUUUCUGAUGAAAUUUGAUUGUAGCAAAUAUUUUUAUUUUGGUGAGACCUGAUUCUUCAUGACAGUGGCAACUCUUUUCGUCGUGUGUGCCGCUUAAGGGUCCUGGACUUUGGGUAAAAAAUGUUGAUCAGGGCCUGGAAGAGGUGUCGUCCUCAGCUGUUGCUUCCCCUCCGGCCCCCCUCAGCAGGGGUCUUUCCUUAAAGACUUUAGCGCUGCCAUGCUCCCUAUUUAGCGCCUCCAUGUGCUCUGUUUGUCCUAGGAAGUCUGCAGAGAGGUGCCAUCAAAUUAAAGCCCUCCACAACCACACAUAACAGCAACACACUUGGCCAAAUUCGACUAUUUUCCGGCUUAUUUUGUGCGUCAUAUUUAAUAAAAGAAAAAUGAAAGUGUUUUAUGAACAAA